GAAGCGACACCACCGCAUAGAAAUGAGCGGAGAAGUGGAACCUACUAACGUUUGUUUUAGCAGAAGAGACGCCGUCUAGGUUCGCUGUCACGCCACCUGCAGCACCGACGGUUGAAAUACAGGAGCGACACAGCGCCAACCCCUCACAGCGAUGCAACCUGUAAGCGCUGCGACUAAUAACUGCGAAUGAGCCUCUUUCCCGGCAGUGAGCGAUGAUGACGGUGGAGGGCACCGAGUAAAGAGGAACUGCAGGGACGCUCGGAAUUCACGUGAAAUAUCUAGCCGUCCACUCCUCUCCAGGACUGGCUGUGAAGAUGGAAAAAGCUGCACUGCUGCUGUUUUGCUGCCUUGUCAUGUCUUUAUCAGGCUCGCCGCUCUACCCAUCCAUUAGGUUCGGCCAGAGGGACACAUCCAUCCUGAUGACAUCUUCUAUAAAUAAUCCAGCAGAGAAUCUGCGGGACGACACGAGUCCUCCCGGGGAGCGAGCAGAGUUUCGAACUGCCGCUGAGACUUCUGCCUCCGCCACCACAAUACGAUACAGCUCCGGACGUCACGCUGAUGCCAUCUUUACGAACAGCUACAGGAAAGUCCUGGGCCAAAUCUCUGCCAGGAAGUUCCUUCAGACAAUCAUGGGCAAACGACUCAGUGACGAGAGUGGGAGCUACGUGAAGCGUCAGUCAGGAGUCUGCGAAGGGAGCCGCAAAGAAGAUCUUACAUCCAUCCAGAGCAAACAGAGAUACAGGGGAGUGCAUGGGAAAGGCAUGGGGCCCAGACUGCUGAGUUGAGGUUUGUGGAUCGGACAGACAGAGAGCUGACAGUGCUCACCGCCGCGGCACUUUUCAUUACCAUCACUUCUGGGUUGUUUUUUUUUUUUCUUUUUUUUUU
This is a messenger RNA of Xiphias gladius (swordfish), 885 nucleotides long. It is a transcript of the gene ghrh, whose product is annotated as growth hormone releasing hormone. The transcript has 8 exons. Gene Ontology annotation, molecular function: growth hormone-releasing hormone receptor binding; peptide hormone receptor binding; neuropeptide hormone activity. The coding region runs from base 315 to 785 and encodes 156 amino acids. NCBI's taxonomy places the organism in Eukaryota, Metazoa, Chordata, Actinopteri, Istiophoriformes, Xiphiidae. The record is from RefSeq and is a predicted model, not a curated record. Gene Ontology annotation, biological process: positive regulation of multicellular organism growth; positive regulation of cell population proliferation; growth hormone secretion. Gene Ontology annotation, cellular component: perikaryon; terminal bouton; extracellular region.